Molecule: messenger RNA, 1434 nt
Organism: Acanthocheilonema viteae
Lineage: Eukaryota; Metazoa; Nematoda; Chromadorea; Rhabditida; Onchocercidae
Source: the annotation of a GenBank genome assembly
AUGAUCGUAUUAAACGAUGAUAAAGCGAUCAUUGAAAAAGGUUUGGUUUUGCAUGGUUGUAAGCCACCUGUACGAGUGGGUGAUGCUGUCAUUGCUGUUAAUGAUAAGCAAUUUGACACAACUGAAGAUUUGACUCAGGUAUUAGUGGAAAAAGUGGAUGGAAUAGCAGCUGAAGCUGGUGUGAAAGAAAAAGAUCACAUUAAACGUAUUAAUGAGGAACCGAUACAAACAUUGGAAGAUUUUCAAAAUCUUAUUAAAGAUCAACAAAAAAUUGUCCUGUACAUUUCUCGAGGUAUAAAAAUUGCUAAAAAUAAAGUGGAAUUUGCAAAAAAGGUUAUUAGCGUGCAUAUCCCAUAUGAGCCCGGAGAUAUUUUAGGUGUAAAAGUAAAGGAUUUAACAGUAGUCGAUAUACAAAAUGGUUCAAUUGGUGAAGCAAAAUUUGAGCUACAAGAUAAAUUAGUUGAUAUAAAUGGAGUAAAAUUGAAAGAAGAUGAACAAUUUUAUGAUUUGUUACGACGAAUCAAUGAAGAUCUGGAAAUAAACGUUAUAAGAAAUGUUGUUAAAAAUGAUGAUAAUGAAAUAGCAGCUGGUGCAUCAUCAUCGGUUACUGCCACCAUUUAUAGAGUUCUUAUUUCACUUUCUAUGGCACCGUGUGAAGCAUUAGGUGUACGACCGGAUGAAAAUUUGUUAAUUUCACGUAUUAUGGAUAAGUCACAUGCACAGGGUAAAUUUGAACUUGGUGAUGUAAUCAAGAAAUUGAAUGGUAUUCCAAUUAAGGAUCGAAAUCAGUUUUUUAAAUUAUUCGAAGAUGCUACUGCUGGUGGACGAAUUAUCGUUGAACGUAGUGCAGAACGUGAAUUGGAAUUGGAGAAACGACUUUUACCACCAAAUAUUGAAAAAAUAAUCAAAAGGCAUGCAGGAUAUGAUUAUAUUAUUGUGAAUGUUCGCUAUGAUUCAAGUGCAGGUCGUCCAUUUGGGCUAAAUAUAGCAAAUGUCACAGCGCAUAAAAUCAUUAUUCAUGAUGUGACCGAAAAUACUGUAGCCGGAGAUUAUUUGAAAAUUUACGAUCAUAUUAUAGCUAUCAAUGGUAAUCCAGUAUCAGAUGUUAAUGUAGCAAAGAAAAUGAUACGUGAAUGCGGAGCAAAUUUUCAGCGUCCAAUCACCUUGGAUAGUAAUGGAGAAAUUAAACGUGAAGUGGACGAAUGGAGAAAAAAAAUAGCUCGCCCAAAAAAUCUCGAACAGAUGCCACCAGAUGUUCAAGAAAUUGUUGAGAAACACUUCAAACAACGUCGAAUCAAACAAGCCACCAACCUCGUUUCGGUUCUUCGUAAACCAACCGAUCAACAACGUAAAAUUCAUUUUUUAGAACACCACAUUGAAACACAGAUCCAAAGUGAUACACCACCAACGAAACGUUUACGUCCAUGUCGCUGA